GUGGCCGGUUGAUUAUUCCCUGUAUCUGGUCACUGGUCGAGAGCUGCUGCCCUCUGGCAAGGUCUACGAAACAUGGUUGCAAUCGGUGUUAUCCACAGGAGCAGUGACCGUGGUCCAGGUUCGAGAGAAAGAUGCCGAUACCGGCGAGUUCCUCGACAUCGCAUCCCGGACGAAGAAGUUCUGUGAUUUGUUCAAUAUACCGCUUAUCAUCAAUGACCGAGUUGAUAUCGCCUUGGCCAUGGGUGCGGCUGGCGUUCAUCUGGGCCAAUCCGACAUGCCAGUUGCCGUGGCUCGCAGACUUCUGCAGCAAGGCUCGAUAAUCGGCGUCUCCUGUAAUAACGUGGAACAAGUGAGAAAAGCGGUCCAGGACGGAGCGGACUAUAUUGGCAUAGGCGCUGUCUGGGGAACCCAGACUAAGAAACUCACGAAUCCUAUUAUCGGAGUCAGAGGCGUCGGAGAGAUGCUCCGCGAGCUCGAUGGAACGACGGUCAAGGCUGUCGCUAUAGGUGGCAUCAAGACCACGAACGUAUUGCGAACUUUACAUGGAUCCAUCUCCACCACAGGGCAUGCCCUCGACGGCGUUGCCGUCGUGAGCGAACUAGUAGCUUCGCCCGAUCCUGCUGGAGUGGCGCAAACCCUUGCUACGUCCAUCAAGGGCUUCAAAUCGGAGCCGCUGCAUACGUUCUCCAAUGCCCAUAUCCAUCGUAGCCUUGCAGUAGGCUCUGCGUAUACCCAGGAUUCUAUUAUCGCAUCGGCAUCCGCUUUGAUAGGCGCUGUCAGGUCUCUCAAACCGCUUGUUCAUCAGAUCACGAACAAUGUGGUGACUACACAAUCUGCCAAUGCGACUAUCGCCCUGGGAGCGAGCCCGAUCAUGGCCACUGCGCCAGAGGAAAUGAAAGAUCUGGCCAGAGUGCCAGGUGCCCUUCUCGUGAAUUUCGGAACGAUUGCGAAUAAAGAUGGAAUGCUUGUCGCGGGUCAUUAUGCCAACCUCAAGCGUAAGCCGAUCGUUUUCGAUCCUGUAGGAGUUGGCGCGACAGAAUUUCGAAGAAGGAUCGCGAACGAACUGCUCAACACAUGGCAGUCGACCGUCAUAAAAGGUAAUGCGGCGGAAUUGGGAGCGCUAGCAAACUCCUCCGAAGUCACGUCCAAGGGAGUUGAUAGUAACGGAGAGUUCGCAGACGCUGCUUCUGUCAUCAAGCAGCUUGCCUUGACAGAAAGAUGCAUCGUGGUCCUUACGGGAGCGGUAGACUUUAUCACUGACGGGAGGACCGUCGUUCGCUUAGCCAACGGACAUCCGCUUUUAGGAGACAUAACCGGCUCCGGCUGUAUGACUGGCACCUCCAUCGCAACCUUUUGUGGUGCGGCAUGUAUGGCAGCCGCCUUUCAAGGAGACUACAUCUCCAGCACGAGGUUAGCCCACGGCGACAUGCUUAUCGCCGCGGUCGCAGGCGUCCUUGCGAUCUGUAUCGCUGCGGAGAUCGCCGCCGUACGCCCUGACGUGCAUGGACCUGGAACAUUCCUGCCGGCACUCAUUGAUGAACUCGCGCACCUCACGCCGGACGUCAUCGCAGCGCGCGCCAAAGUCGAGAUUUCGGACGAUUUUGAACAGAAUACCAUGUCGGAGUAGAUAUCAGCACAAUGUAACAAUGCUACAAGUUUGUAAUGCGAUGCAGGUCGUGCUCAU
Molecule: messenger RNA, 1684 nt
Organism: Punctularia strigosozonata HHB-11173 SS5
Lineage: Eukaryota; Fungi; Basidiomycota; Agaricomycetes; Corticiales; Punctulariaceae
Product: HK-domain-containing protein
Exons: 12
Coding region: 239-1627 (462 amino acids)
Biological process (GO): thiamine biosynthetic process
Cellular component (GO): cytoplasm
Molecular function (GO): magnesium ion binding; thiamine-phosphate diphosphorylase activity; hydroxyethylthiazole kinase activity
Source: RefSeq, a predicted model, not a curated record